Messenger RNA from Camellia sinensis, 1170 nucleotides. NCBI's taxonomy places the organism in Eukaryota, Viridiplantae, Streptophyta, Magnoliopsida, Ericales, Theaceae. The record is from RefSeq and is a predicted model, not a curated record.
AGGAUUGGAGGAAGGCAUCUCUACACCUCUUGGGGAUUAAUUCGUAGAGUUUCAAAUCUACGCUUUUGCUAUUUUGGAGGUUUGGUCCACAUAAUGUUGCGUAGGUCCCUAUAUGUAAUGAUGUGACAAUGAACCAAGUUUUGGUAGGUGUAGAAGCAAAAGAAGACUUGAUGAAGCGAAUCAGGAACAUGACACAACUUAACAAGGAUUGGAAUCACAAAGGUGAGAGAAGUAGACGAGGAGGACUUGUGUACUGCAAUCCAAAAUGUGAAUCUCCUUCAUUACUUGUCUGUGAUGAUGAUUGAUGAGGAUGAAUACCUACGAAUGGAUGCACUCUCCUCAGCUCCUCCUCGUUACCUAAACGUGCUCAUUUUAGUUGGAAAAUUGGAGAAAGUGCCUUGUUGGUUUCACUCACUUCAAAACCUUUCUACUUUGUUAAUGCGAUGGUCCAGACUAACAGAAGACCCUAUUCCAUACAUUCAAGCACUUCCAAAUUUGGGACGGUUGCACCUUUGUAAUGCAUAUGAAGGAGGAGGACAAUUACGCUUUAGUGAAGGGUUCCAUAAACUUAGAAUAUUGAGGUUAUGGAAUUUCCCUCAGUUAAAUGAGAUUAUUAUAGAGAGGGGGGUGAUGACAGGUCUCCAAGACUUUCAUAUUCGGACAUACAUGCAGUUGAAGAUACUACCUCAUGGCAUCGAGUAUCUCGAAGAUCUCCAAGAAUUGCGUUUAACGUUUGUUACGAAUAAGCUCAAAGAAUGCAUACGUGGAGAAAGGAGCAAGGAUCACCAAAAGGUUUGGCAUAUACCGCGCAUAUACCGUUAUUGGCAGUCACCAACUGAGGUGAAGUAUGAACUCUUAUCUCAUUCUACAGAUUGCUAAGAGUAUGCAUGAAGAAGUAAACAUACUGACCAGUUCACUUGGUUAGCAAAAAGAGAAGUGCCUCAGUCUUCUUGUAUGCUUGGCAUGGUCUGCAUUAAGGACAUGGCGAAUGCGUUUAGCUUUGUAAUUGCGUAUAUUUGUAAUCUGCAACUUUAAUUGGCUUGUGGAUAAAUAUGCAGACAGUUUAGACAGAACAUCUAGUGUUCAACAGCAUAUUUAAUUGGCUGUCUUUGUGUAUGCUUUAUCUACUUCAACCUUGAUAAGAGCUUAACUGUGUCAUCCACAUUACUU